Messenger RNA from Limanda limanda (common dab), 1514 nucleotides. RefSeq lists its product as uncharacterized. The transcript has 10 exons. The record is from RefSeq and is a predicted model, not a curated record. Lineage: Eukaryota; Metazoa; Chordata; Actinopteri; Pleuronectiformes; Pleuronectidae. The coding region runs from base 187 to 1413 and encodes 408 amino acids.
AUCGCUUGUUGACUCUCGCCACGUCCGGACUGACUUUAUAAAGUGUGGUUUGUUUUCUCCGGUGAAGAUGAAGAUGAAGAUGAAGAUGAAGAGACAUUGAACCGUGAAGCACCAACACGUGUUACCGCACUUCCUGUCGUUUUGUAAGCGUGAACAAGCGCCACUGAGAGAGAGAGAGAGAGUUACAUGACAGGCUCCUCCUCCUCCUCCUCAGGCUCCUCCUCCUCAGGUGACAUGUCUCAGGUGCGGCGGGCAGUGGGCGAGGCCUUCUGGGCGAUGUGUGCGGCAGACUCCGCCUCCAUGCCGGUGCACUGGUACUACGACGUGGACGACAUCCGGAGGGACUUCGGCGGCUGGAUCUCCGGCUUCGCGGCGCCCAGAGAGCGCCACCCGUCCAGCAUCCUGAGCCUGUCCAACUCCGCCGGCAGCGGUCGCACCGCGUGGUCGUCGGGGGGGAAGCGGCCGGACGUGGUCGGCAACGUGAUUCUCCACGACAAGCUGAACCUGUGGAGGUCGUCCAGAGGCUCCGUCCACUAUCACCAUGGUCUGCAGGCGGGUGACAACACGCUGAACGCCCUCUGCUCCCUGCGUGUGGCGCGCUCGCUGGUCGCCGGCGGUUUCUCCGACGCCUCUCGGCCGGACGCUCGAGCCGCCGUGCUCUCAGACUACGUUCACUUCCUGACGACGCCCGGCAGCCACAACGACACCUACGCCGAGUCGUCCCACCGCUCGUUCUUCGCCGACUGGCAGGAGAGCAGACCGACUUCACCCCGUGAGGUUCUGAACUUUGCAGAGAAACGCUCGGAGUUGAAGUUGAGUUCCUCGUCCCCGGACGGCCAGCUGGACGCCAUCGGCUGCUUUCCCAUGAGCCUCCCCUUCAUCCUGCUGUCGGCCUCGGCCAAUCAGGAGCAGGCUGUCGCCGCCGCCGUGGAGUUUGUGAAGCUCACCCACCCCCACCCCAAGGUGUCCGAGUACGUGUCCAUCUACAGCCGGGCGCUGCACGCCGUGCUCGGGGGCGCCGGCGUGCGCCAGCAGGCCGAACACGCCCUGAGGAGCCUGAACGUCUGGGACGUCUGUCAGAGCUACAGCCGCAAGGCCGCCAGGUUUCUCGUGGCGUCGGAGGAACGACUGAAGGUGCAUCAGAGCGCCGUCAACUACCUCGGCCUGGCGUGCUACACCAAAGGUGCUCUGUCCAGCAUGUUCUACCUGGCGCACGAGUUCCACGACGACCUCACGGGAGGAAUCCUGACCAACACCAACUGCGGAGGGGAGAACUGUAACCGGGGCGCGGCUCUGGGCGCGCUGCUGGGGGCGGGGGGGGCGUACCGCGGCGCCGGCGUCCCUCAGCAGUGGAAGGACGAACUCAGAGACGCCCAAGACUUCAUCCCUGACAUCCUGAAGAGCGCCCCCUGAAGGAGUGGAGGAGAAUCUGCUUGUCUUCCUGUUCACAUGUUUUAUUAAUGAAUCGUGAUCCAAACUGUAAAAUAUAUUAAAAGUUUCCACUUUGAACAAAA